Molecule: messenger RNA, 8200 nt
Organism: Solenopsis invicta (red fire ant)
Lineage: Eukaryota; Metazoa; Arthropoda; Insecta; Hymenoptera; Formicidae
Gene: 5PtaseI
Exons: 12
Coding region: 830-3412 (860 amino acids)
Biological process (GO): phosphatidylinositol dephosphorylation
Molecular function (GO): inositol-polyphosphate 5-phosphatase activity
Source: RefSeq, a predicted model, not a curated record
AACGUGCGACCGUACUCACGAGGAAGGAAGGAAGGAAGGAAGGAAGGAACGGAGAAGACUCCCGCGUUGUGUGCUCUUUUCUCUGAUUUUUCUUUUUCCCGCGAGACCGCGGAGAAUUCGACGAGGAUGAUGCGCUCGUACUCGCGGCGCGGCAGCGUCGAGGUCGCGCGAUACGCGAGAGCGGCUUUCUCACGGCGUGGAGGAUGAUUCUGUUCGACGUCUUCAUCUUCGCCGCGGUAUAUGUGUUUUUCCUCAUUCUUCUCCAGUUGCACAAGCUUUCCCGAGAGGAGCUGGAAGAGCACGCUCCUGCGAGAGGCCCGGCGAUAAGUGGAGAAGACAGAAGGAGAGAGUGACGUAGAGCGACGGGAAGCGACGACGGACGAGCAAAACGAACGAGCGAGUGAGCGAGCGAGCGACCGACAGAGCGAGCCUGUUGUUAGUGGUGUGUGCGACGAGUGGUGCGUGCGACGUGCGCGGCCGCCGUCGAUCGUCAUCGUCGUCGUCGUCGUCGUCGUCGUCGUAGUAGUCGUCGUCGUGCGGCCCGGCCGCGGCAAGUGCUGCUACUGCUGCCAGUGUUCAUCCGUCGCCGUCGCCGUCAGUUUAUAGUUCAGCACAGUGUAGUGCGGUGCUGUCGUGCGCGACUCGAGUGUGAGUAACGGGUCGUAACGACAGCCAACGACCAGUCGAUCAUCAGUCGUCCAUCGACAGUCGUCGCGGUGCGACCUGACGUAGGUUCGUGCCCCGAGAGAGAAGAGAGAGAGAGAGAGAGAGAGAGACUCGGGCACGAGCACCAGAAGCCAGAGUCACAACCACCACCACCAUCGCGAGAAUGGCGGGCAACGGGGUCCCGGUCCUCCUCAUCACCGCGAACGUCGGCAGCAUCUUCGAAGAGCCUAGUGUCAUGCUGAAGAUAUGGACGGAAGAGUUUUUAUCCACCAUAUCGAGGCUGGAUCCGAAAUUUAUAGCGCUGCACUGCCAAGAAGUAGGUGGAAAGAAUUACGAGCAGAGUAUGAGGCACGUGGAGGACUUUGUUAGAUUACUUAUGUCAUCGGAAGAAUUAAGGUUGUUCGACAAAAUUAGGGUAUUCCUCGAUGAGGAUUAUUCAUCCGCUGAGCAUUUCACAGCUCUAGGAAAUUUCUACUUCGUGCACGAGUCGCUGAGCGAUGUUUUAUUGUGGGAUUUUAAUGAGUGCACUUUUGUACCUGUAACUGGAAAAGAAGUCCAUUCGGGCAACAUAGAAGCAGUUACUACCAAAGAGAAAGCUAAGUUUCCUCAAGAGUUCUUCCCUGAAUGCAAAUGGUCCAGAAAGGGUUUUCUGCGCACGCGAUGGAGUAUUAGUGGAACAGUUUUUGAUCUCAUAAACAUACACUUAUUUCAUGAUGCGAGCAAUUUCAUUGCUAUGGAAAAUUAUCCAUCGGUAUACAGUAAAACGCGCAGAAGAGCACUCGAGCACACAUUAGAUAGAUUUCACAAUGACAAGUAUCCGAAUGUGCCGUAUUUUUUAUUUGGCGACUUUAAUUUUAGAACGGACACAUCAGGCGUGAUAAAGAAACUGACAGAAGAUACUCAAGAAAAGAGGUUAUCAAAUAAGGGAAAUAUUUCAAAAUUGCAAUUUCACAAUAGAGAUGAUGAUCUCAUAUUAACAUUAGGCAAAAAGGAAUUUUCUCACCAUGAACAUCAGAACGUUUUCAUAAAAAAUGGCGGUGAAUGGUUACGCGAGUAUGACAAAGAACUGGGAGACUUUAGGGGAAGGUUGUUCGAGUUUCCAAUCAACUUUGUACCAAGUUAUCCGUUUCAAGAGGAUAUUAAUGAGCCUGUAAAUUACAUGCAAACAAGAGUGCCAGCUUGGUGCGAUCGAGUUUUACUGAGCCCCACUGCGAAAACGCUAGUCCAAGAUAUCGAUAAUUCCGAGGCAAUGGAAUAUGGUAUAAUCGGCCCAAGUACGUGCAUGGGUGAUCACAAGCCAGUCUACUUGAAGGCUAAUCUCAUCUCGGAUGCAGGUAUGAGAGACUGCUGUAACUUACCAAUUGCACCUGAGUUUUGCUUCCGAGUGCCCAACAAUUAUCUGGAGUUGUUGUCCAUGUUGCCUGAGUGUAAUAGUUAUGCUAACGCGCGUGCGGAUUCUAUUGAUUAUUCAUCUAAUUUGUUGCACGCAAUACCUGUUAAGCAUGAUCCUUACACGCCAGAUAGUAUGGAUAGUCCGAGCCCAAACGCGCUGACUUCCGGAGAGGUCCAAGAUCUGUAUACGGAUCAUAUUGACAGCAACAACAUCGGUGACAACACAACGUCGAUGCAGCGAUUGUCUCAAAUGUCGAACAUGUCGAGGCGACACAUUGACCGAGCUGUAUCUCCCGCUCUACUGAAAUCCAGACUAGAGUUGAUCGUGCAAAAUAAGAAGCAGGAGGACGCGGAUCUAGAAGUAGACGCCUCGGACAUUAAGAGGAGUCCCAGCGAGUGCCACUUACGUUCUUGGUCCGACUCUGAUGAUCAACAGUGGUGCGUAAGGAAAAACAGAUGUAAUAGCGACGUGUCGUGGCAACGGUCCCACGUUUUAACGGAGGCUUGGGUGCAGAGCAAGGGCCAGCAAGGUUAUCAUUCCUUCAGUAAUUUUGCGAACCGAUCUUCCUCAAAUUCGAGUGCCCCGGAGAUCGUUGACGGAUUACCACCCGAUCUGAUCAUACCGCGAAUAGCCAUAAUACACGCGAGUAACUUUGAGUCGAACGCAAGCUCAGGGUACUUCCACGACGACAGAUUGAGUAAUUAUUCGGAAAAUAAGUUGAGCUCUUAUUCGGACGGUUGCACGAAAACGUUGAGCGGCGAGGCUAUGAGUUCAGAGAAAUCUGACGAGAUUGGCGACAAAACGGAUGAAGAAGAUGGUAACAGAUUGAGCUCUAGUACAGAUAGAAUAGAGAAAGAGAAUAACACAAAUGCGAAAUGCCACAACGAAUCAGUAUCGAAUAAAGAUAUAUAUUUUGAAAAGGAUAAUAGAGAAUUUAUCGAGGAUGAAUGCGACAUGUGUAAGGAGACACAUAAGUGUCAAAUAGAAUCGCAAACUUUUGCGAGGAACACGUUUUACAUGAAGAAUGAUGUCUCUGAUAAAACGAAUGACAAAUUAAUCAUGGAACACUUUCAUGAAGAUAUUCCAGGUGAAUCUUAUAUAAGAAACAUACAGUACACAGAAAUCCUGUUGGAAAAUCAACCAAAGUAUCAAUCAUUGCGGAGAAGACACAAUAAAACCGACACGAAUCUGGACAAAAUAAAUGUGGAAAUUAGCGAUACAUCGUACAAAAAGACUAGCAUGGAGAUAGAGCCUCUUAGAAAACAAGAUAGCGACAGCCAUGUGAUAAAGACAUGCCCAGACAUACACCCGAAACAGCGAGGGAAAUGCAGACGGAGGCGAAAUCCGGGUUGAGGAGCGGCGAGCUUCACAACGGCAUUAACAACAAUAACAACAACAACAACAAUAACAACGCCGUCAGGACGAUAACGAGAUACGUGCACACCAAGCAUGCGGACUCGUCGGUGAAGAUCUUUCGGGAGACGAUGGUUUGAUAUUGCACUUCCGGAUGACGUUCGUCGUUUUCGCAGUAACGUCAAUCACAUCGCGUACAAAGGAUUAGUCAUUUAAAAUUAUUUAACUCUUUCAGUACCACUUGGUUGCCUUAAAGAGACACGUUUCUAUACGUUUCUAAUAAUACGAAUGAAAAUAAUAGUACCGAGAAUAAUAUGAUGGUUUCACAAUGCAUUUCGUUGGGAAAAAAAUUUGAUAUACAUAUUUGAUUUUUUUUUUUUAUAUUUCACUUUGAAACUUUGGAAAUAUGUUCCAGUAACUUGGAAUGAGAUGAGAUUUUUUUAUUUGUUUUAUAAUACAUAAUAAAAUUUGGUAUAGAAAGGAUUAAAUUUAAGCGACGCUUAUCGUCGAUAAAAUAAAAUGAGUGAGCAAUGACGAAUUGUGAGGCAUUUGGCACGUUUCGCCGCGACGGUACAUCAAUAUCCGAUCCAUUAAACACUAUCGCAAAAUCCGAAUACUAUAACUACAUUCCACUAGCGUAAUCUGCAAAAAAAAGCGCGAGUCGUAUGCCGUGUUUGAAGCUGCAAGCUGCGUGCCCUUAAUAAAAUAUAUUUAGAGAUGGGAAGUCAUUGUAAUUUUUGUUAUAAUAACGAUUUGAUAAUGACAUUUUUAAAUACAAUUUUUCAUAAUGCUAAUGGACAGUCAUUUUUGAUAAGCAACUCAUUAUUUAUGCGUUUACUCAUUAAAAACAAGUAACUCGUUAGUUGCCCAGCAAACGACAAUAAAUUGAAAUGAAUAAAGAUAAAUUUAUUUCGACAUUUUCGAUUUUGCGCUUCAGACUUUUCGAAUCCACUUGCAUCCAAAAAUAAUAUGAAUGCAACGUGAUGAAUAGCCCAUUUCGUAUUUCAAUCCUUUUGAGUCGAUCUGAAUCCAAAAAUACUUGGAAACUCUAAAGCGCGAACUCGGAUAAAUUAAAAUAAAUUGCAAUUUUAAAUUCACUUAAAUUUAGUUUCAUUUGCUAGGCGGCUCGUUAUAUAACGAACAAAAGUAACGCGUUACUUUGACUCGUUAUGUAACGAGUAAAGUUACAAGUUAGUAUUCUUCAAUAAAUAAUACAUAAUCGUAACGUUGAUUGUCAAAAAGUGACUAUUCCAAUUCUAAUCUACUCGUUACUAAUUAUGGAAAAUUGUACCGUUAUUACCAUAUUAUAAAAAAGUAAUUAUAACGAGUAACGACGUUACUUAUUGGAACGUGUUACUUCCCAUCCCUAAUUAUAUCCAGCAAUCUAGAAAUUGCCUAGAACUCCGUACAAUAUGUCUAAAAACCGUAAAGAUAUUUAAAAGACGUCCUACGCUUUGAUAAAUUUCCAGGCCUCUUUUAAACGUCUUUAGCUCUUUUAUGGAAACCUCAAACGUCUUCAGAUUCUUUAUGGAAACCGUUAAAACUAUAUUAUACUCGCGUAAUUUGCAAAUCGCACUUCAUAUAUACAUAUAUAUAUAUAGGUGUCAGGUGUCCCUACGAUAUCUCGUUGUUACUUUAAAUCCAAAUCGAAAACCCGAGAGCUUCCUUACUUUUGCCAAAGGUAUUAUUUUUCGAACGCGCUACGAAAGUCCCUCUCACUGCCUUCGUACACGCGUUCACGUACGACCAAAGAUUUCGUAUAUAUUUAUUAACGGCGCAUCGCAUGCCGCCUCCAUCGAUGGUAAUUCUGCGUGAUGCAAAAUGUGUAGUGACACCGUGUAUUAUAAAUGUAAUGAUGGAUGUUCGUUCGCGAUGUAGAUUUCUAGACCUUUAACGUACCUCAACGGUUGUUCUUGUUGCGCCAAGCUGUUAAAUUCAUUAUUGUACUUACCGCAAUAUCGAUGUGCGUCUCAAGUACAACUGACAUCCUAAUUACUCUCUAAGAUUACUUCGCGCGAGUUAUACUUAAUUUUUUAACUGUGUAAAUUAAGAUGUACAUCGUUUAUUGUAUAGUAACAUAAGAAUGAUAGUUUUAUGUGAAGGAAAUCGAUUCUCGCAAUCGAAGGAUCAAGGGAUCACGGACUGUUGAUGGAUAAAUUACUUAUAUAUUAAUAAUAAUGAUAAUUUCCUGAAAAGUGUCACGCUUCACAGUCAGUCGUUAUCCUGAAGCAGACUUGAGAAACUUCCUGAGAAACGGGGAUUACCUUUGUACCGCUUCAUGAUAACGUCCCAGUAAACGGAAAUGGAUUCAAAAUAUUUAAAAUGGAUAAAAAUGGAUUCAAAAAAUCAAGAAUUUAGAUUUUCGACAAUGACCACACAAAUCUAUUUCUAUCCAAUUAGAGUUUAAAAAUUCCUUGAAUCUAUUUUAGUCCAUGAAGUGAAAUUGAAAUUAUUAGGUUUCUACUUUUUUUAAUUCAAAAAAGUUAUGUGGGUUAUAUAAUUCAUUUUAAUCCAUGAAACGGGAUUGAAAUAAAAUGAUUUUUAUUUUUUAUUUUCUUAAUCUAAAAGGAGUUUUUACGGGUCAUAUAAUCCAUUAUAAUCCAUAGGAUCGAAAUAACUUGAUUACUGUCUUUCAAUCCAAUAUGUAUUCAAAUGAAUUAAAAUGAAUUACAAAUUUUUAAUCCAUUUUUACUGGGAUAUCGGAAUAUAUUCUUCGUACAUUUAUGUACAGAAAGUAAGCCGAUAUUCAUCUAUAGAGUAUAGAAUACAGACAAGCAAAACAACUUAUUAUUAAUUAAGCGAAGUUGUACUCCCCAGCAAACGAAAAUAAAUUCAAAUGAAUUGAAAAUGGCAAUUCAUUUUAAUUUAUCCGAGUUCGCCCUUUCUGGUGCAUUUUUUUGGAUUUAAAUCAACUCAAAUGGACUGAAAUACGAAAUAUGCUAUUCAUCAUUUUGUAUUUAAAUGGAUUUAUGUCUUCAUUAUAUUAUUUCGAUUUGAAUGAAUUGAGAUAAUUUAUUAUUUUAAAUUUGAAUGAAUUCAUGUGCUCAUUAUAUUAUUUUUGAAUUCACAUGACUUUAUAAAUGCAAAAUAAUUUAUUAUUUUGAAAUCGGAUGGAUUCAUGUCUUCCAUUAUAUUAUUUUUGGUUUAAAUGGAUUUGAAAAAUCUGAUGCGCAAAUUCGAAACUAUCAAAAUGAAUUCAUUUCUAUCAAUUUCAAUUCAUUUUCGUUUGCUGGAUCCGUACAAAAAUAUCUAAUAUAUACAAUAAAACACUCGCGAGACGUUCUCUCACGACUCGCCGCGCCAAUCCGUUCCAUCUUAGAAUUUUGCACACGUUUAAUAUAAAUAUAAGAAACCCCUCACUACCGAUGUAAGAGUUGCAUAAGCGAAGUUUUUGGCAACCUCAUUAGAAGAAAUGUGCAUCUCGCACUUAGAUCCAUUUGUGUUUCAAAUGUUUUCACGUUGGUUAAAGCUGAUUGAAGUUCCUCGUCUCUUUCUUUACCGAGCUGUAAGGAAAGACGUGAAACGUAUCGCUUGCGAGAGCAGUCCGGAGAUUGCUGGCGAGGAAUGUCUUGGGUCCAUUUGCACCUUCAUCGAUUCACAAUUUAUAGACGUUGCAUAGCUCUCGAUAUGUCAUUCAUUUGUCAAAGUGCGUGUAUUGAGACACUUACCACAUGGCAUUCCACGGAAAUUAGCCGAUUAAUUCGAAUCGAUGUGCUAUAGUAUCAUUGUAUUGUUAGACUCGCGGGGCUCCUUUGCGCUUCGCUACGUAGAAACUCGAUAGACAAGCCCUUCCUUUGUGUCGUUCAUAAUAGUGCUUCUCCACGAGGUUCACAUUCUAUCGGAAUGAUUUUUCAUCGCGAACUGAGUCGAUCUAGCAAACCCUCGUUGUCUCCGCGUCUCGGCUUUUAACGAGGUUUAACGCGAACGCUGUUAACGAUUUAAAUGAGCGAUGGGAAUUGCGGAGUCUUUAUUUCCAUCGCUUUCACGAUGUACGUUGUUGAACUCUGAUGUAUAUGUUGUUGGACACGCAUAUGAUGUCUCGGUAAAAUAAUAUAAUCCUAAGUGUGUCACACCGUGAUAUAAUACAUUACAUUAGACCAGAGAAACACUUAAGAAACGCCACAAAGAUCUUCCCGGUUUCACGCGCCUUUCGAAAUAUUUAAGUGUUACGAACUCUUUUUACGGCGAGAAAGAGAAAUUUACUUCUGUCCAAGCACAAGACUUUUAAUAUCGAAACAGCCGCUACUUUUCGCAUAGCGUAAUUCUACUUGUAACGCACGAGAAAUCCGUUUGUCAUCGAUUUGGGAGAGACCUCCCUUGGAAUUCUUCUGAGCUCAAUCUUGAUGUCAGCCUUCUCUUGAAUGUUCUUUUUAGUCUUCAUUCAUUAACGAGGAAAAGGAACUGUAGGGUGUUCACCAUCUGCAUGACGAUCAUAUUUCUGCUGAGAUGUGCAAGGGGAAGCAUCGUUUCUUGCGGUCGAGAGAGGCGAGGUUGAUGUUGUACUUUUAUAAACACGUACGUACUUAUAUUUUGUACCAAUAGCGUCUCGCGUACUCUCGGUGCGAUAACACCAUAACGGAGAUAUACCCGACGAGGCAAGAACGCGCGGAUAUACGUCUGCGUGCUCCGUGCGAUCGUCGUUAUACUCAAGUUCGCGAAAUCGCGACGCGCGAGAAAACGCGAAGACGCUUCGUUGACAUUUAUCUCGAAGAUUCGAGCGACACGCUCAUUUCAUGUUGUACCAAUGUUGUAGGAAAAAAAAAAUAAAGUUAACGAUCCCAUAAUGGA